Elaeis guineensis (African oil palm) is the source of this 3778-nucleotide messenger RNA. RefSeq names its product protein QUIRKY. The record is from RefSeq and is a predicted model, not a curated record. Lineage: Eukaryota; Viridiplantae; Streptophyta; Magnoliopsida; Arecales; Arecaceae.
AGUCUGUGACCCGAUCCGAAGGCCAUCGGACCGGCUCGGACUCAAUGUCAAUCUUAAUCAGCAGCAACAGUAUUAUAUUAGAACGUUCCCCGUACAGUGCGAGAAUAAAUGGAAUGGUUAAGGCUGGAUAUUGAUAAAUAAUCGGCCAAAGCCGCAUUCCAUUCGGGAAAUCGCGGGAAGGAACCUGACACUAGAGUCAGCAGAGCAAAAGACGAAGAGAUCGGACGGAGCAGAUGAGAGAAUAAGCGAAAACAGAGCUUCCGUCACAAGAAAUCCUUGUCUUGGAAUCCGGCAAAAGCUUUCUCUAGAUAAAGCAAAAGCAAAGCACCCUCCCCCUCUUCGCUUUCUUAAAAAAAAUUCCUCCCUUCCAGCAACCACAGCACCAAAAAGAACCACCGAAAGAGACCAGCUCUCCUCUCCUCUCUUCCAACCAAACCCUACCUCUCGCCUGAGAUUGGAAUUGAGAUCGUGAUCGAGAUGAGAGCAUGAUGGCCACACCACCACCGCCGACCGUCCGGAAGCUGGUGGUGGAGGUGGUGGACGCCCGGGAUCUCCUUCCCAAGGACGGGCAGGGCACCUCCAGCCCCUACGUGGUGGUGGACUUCGACGGGCAGCGGAAGCGCACCCGGACCGUUCCCCGCGACCUCAACCCCCAGUGGCACGAGCACCUUGAGUUCGUCGUCUCCGACCCCGCCACCAUGGAGGCUGAGGAGCUCGACGUCGAGGUCUACAACGACAAGCGCCUCGGCAGCACCGCAGCCGGCGCCCGCAAGAACCACUUCCUUGGCCGGGUCCGCAUCUACGGCACCCAGUUCUACCGCCGCGGCGAGGAGGGUCUCAUCUACUUCCCCCUGGAGAAGCGCAACCUCCUCAGCUGGAUCCGCGGCGAGAUCGGCCUCAAGAUCUACUACUCCGACGAGCCCAUCGAGGAGAAGCAGCCCGAGAAGCAGCAGCCGGCGGACCCCCAGCAGCAAUCCCCUGUCCCGCCACCCCCAGCGGAGGAGCCCCCGGCGCCGACAGCAACCGCCGUGGAGACGCAGUCCAUCCCGCCUCAUCCGGUCUCCGUCGUUGUGGUGGAGGAAGCCCCGCCGCCUCCGCCUUCGGCUGCUACCAUGGCGAACGUGCAGGAGGCGGUGGUGCACACGCCGGUGACGGAAGAGAAGACGGAGGUGUACCCACCGGAGGUGAGGAAGGUGGAGACCAGCUGCGACCAGAGGAACCCAAAGCAUUCCACUUCCAGCGGCGGGGAUUGCGCGGCCGCGCCGAGGGUCAUCUACGGCCGGUUCGUGUCAUGCAGCGAGUCGCUCGACCGGCAGCGGUCGAGGCACGAUUUGGUGGAGCCGAUGCAGUACCUGUUCGUCCGGAUCGUCAAGGCGCGGGGCCUCCGCCCGUGCGAGAGCCCCUAUGUGAAAGUCCGGACCGGGUCGCACACGAUGCGGUCCAAGCCGGCGCGGAACGGGUCCGGGAAUCCGGAGUGGAACCAGGUCUUCGCUUUGAACCAGGCCAAGCCUGAGUCGACGCUGGAGAUCUCGGUCUGGGACGGGGGACCCAACGAGGGCUUCCUGGGCGGCGUGUGCUUGGACCUCUCGGACGUGCCGGUCCGGGACCCGCCGGACGGGCCGCUCGCCCCGCAGUGGUACCGGCUUGAGGGCGGCGAAGACCGGGGCGAGGACAUGGGGGACAUCAUGGUUGCGGUCUGGAUGGGGACCCAGGCCGACGACGCGUUUCCCGAGUCGUUCAACUCGGACGCGCCCGCGCCCUACGUGAGCUACACCCGGUCCAAGGUGUACCAGUCGCCCAAGCUCUGGUACCUGCGUGUCUCCGUCAUGGAGGCUCAGGACCUGCGAAUCACCGUACCGCCCCCCGGCACGCCCUGCGACAUACGCGUCAAGAUCCAGCUAGGCUUCCAGUCGGCAAGGACCAGGAGAUCGACGGUUAACAGCAGCUUGUCUGUGUUCUCCUGGAUGGAAGACCUCUUCCUCGUGGCGUCCGAGCCGCUCGACGACGAGAUGAUCAUACUCGUGGAGGACCGUUCAAUCAAAGAGGUGGGCCUCGUGGGCCUCGUGACGGUGCCGAUGGGUUCCGUGGAACAGCGAUGGGACGAGCGGCACGUGGUGGCGUCCAAGUGGUACAAUCUGGAGCAUGGGCCCAACAACUACAGCGGGCGGGUCCACCUGAGGCUGUGCUUGGAAGGAGGAUAUCACGUCCUCGACGAGGCCGCGCACGUGUGCAGCGACUUCCGGCCGACGGCCAAGCAGCUGUGGAAACCCCCGGUGGGAGUGCUGGAGCUGGGGAUCAUCGGGGCACGUGGCUUGCUCCCGAUGAAGACCAAGGGCGGGGCCAAGGGAUCUACGGACGCCUACUGCGUCGCCAAGUACGGCAAGAAGUGGGUUCGGACCCGGACCAUCACGGACAACUUCGACCCGCGGUGGAACGAGCAGUACACAUGGCAGGUGUACGACCCCUGCACGGUGCUGACCAUAGGGGUGUUCGACAACUGGCGGAUGUUCGCCGACGUGGUCGACGACCGGCCGGACUACCGGAUCGGAAAGGUGCGGAUCCGGGUGUCGACGCUGGAGAGCAACCGGGUGUACACGGCUUCGUACCCGCUCCUGGUGCUGCUGAGAUCGGGUGUGAAGAAGAUGGGGGAGGUGCAGGUGGCCGUCCGAUUCGCGUGCACGGCGCUGCUGCCGGACACGUGCGCGAUGUACAGUCAGCCGAUGCUGCCGCGGAUGCAUUACCUCCGUCCAAUCGGCGUCCUGCAGCAGGAGGUGCUUCGGGUGGCGGCGAUCAGGAUGGUGGCCGGGUGGUUGGCGCGGUCGGAGCCGCCACUGGGGCCGGAGGUGGUGCGCUACAUGCUGGACGUGGACGGCCACACGUGGAGCAUGCGGCGGAGCAAGGCGAACUGGUUCCGGAUCAUGGGGGUGAUCGCGUGGGCGGUGGGGCUGGCGCGGUGGGUGGACGACGUCCGGCGGUGGCGCAACCCGGUGACCACGGUGCUGGUGCACGUGCUGUACCUGGUGCUGGUUUGGUACCCGGAGCUGGUAAUGCCCACGGCGUCGCUCUACGUGUUCCUCGUUGGGGCGUGGUACUACCGCUUCCGGCCGAGGACGCCGGUGGGGAUGGACAUGAGGUUGUCACAGGCCGACACCGUCGACGCGGAUGAGCUGGACGAGGAGUUCGACCCGGUGCCGAGCGCGAAGCCGGCGGAGGUGGUGAGGGCGAGGUACGACAGGCUGAGGACUCUGUCGGCGAGAGUGCAGAGGGUGAUGGGGGACUUCGCGGCGCAGGUGGAGCGGGUGCAGGCCUUGGUGAGCUGGAGGGACCCCAGGGCCACGAGGCUGUUCAUCGGGGUGUGCCUGCUGGUGUCGCUGGUGCUGUACGUGGUGCCGCCCAAGAUGGUGGCGGUGGCGCUUGGCUUCUACUUCCUCCGCCACCCCAUGUUUAGGGACCCCAUGCCGCCGGCCAGCCUCAACUUCUUCCGGCGGCUUCCAAGCUUGUCGGAUCGGUUGCUGUAGGUUCCAGUUCGCAGCAGGGCAAGUGGGAGAGUACUGUAAUCGAGUUACGUACAUACUGUGGGAUGGUAAUAAACUGAGGAGUCGUCAACAGAGAAGAUGGUUCGGUUGGGCAAACUGGAUUUUUUUAAAAAAUAAAAAUGAGGAAGAGUAUAGAAAUUGGAGUGUUUUUGUGGUGAAUUUUCUAAGAAGCCUUCCUUUAUGUACUGAAAGAAUGAUUUGAUGCAUGAGAUCAAAAGUAUUUUCUCUAAGAGAGACGAAAC